CGAUAUGUCCUUUACAUGAUUAAUAGAGGAACACGUCAACAACAAUCCAAUUCAACUAAUUUACUCAUGAUAAACAAUCCGCAGUAGACAAAUAUGACGUCUAUCAUCAAGUUUUGCGCGCUUUCGGGCGCGCUUGACGAUUCACCACAUUCGUACCUUCUCAAAGUUGACGAUUUCACUUUCUUGCUGGACUGUGGAUGGGAUGAAAAGUGUUCAGAAGGAUUUAUACAUGAACUAAAGAAGCAUGUCAACAAAAUUGAUGCAGUGCUUCUAUCCUAUCCUGAUCAGCUGCACUUGGGAGCUUUGCCAUAUGCAGUUGGAAAACUUGGACUAACAUGUCCAGUGUAUGCAACAGUUCCUGUUUACAAAAUGGGUCAGAUGUUUAUGUACGAUUGGUAUCAAUCCAAAGACAACAUGGAAGACUUCGAUCUAUUCACUCUGGAUGAUGUUGACAAUUCGUUUGACAAAGUUGUUCAGUUGAAAUACAGCCAAAGUGUGCCUCUCAAAGGAAAGGGACAAGGAUUGAUCAUCACACCCCUUCCAGCAGGGCACAUGUUGGGAGGAACUGUGUGGAAAAUAGUAAAAGAUGGGGAAGAAGAUAUCAUUUAUGCUGUUGAUUACAAUCAUAAAAAAGAACGCCACUUAAACGGUUGUGAGUUGGAGAAAAUUCAGCGACCAUCUCUUCUCAUUACCGAUGCGUAUAACACCCUUUACGCGCAACCCAGAAGGCGAAGUCGUGACGAAAAGCUCAUGACCAACAUUCUACAGACUCUUAGAGGAGGAGGAAACGUCCUUGUUGCUGUCGAUACGGCUGGAAGAGUUCUCGAAUUGGCUCAUAUGUUGGAGCAACUAUGGAGAAAUCAAGAAUCUGGCUUGAGAGCCUACAGUUUGGCUCUUUUGAACAAUGUGGCUUAUAAUGUCAACGAGUUCGCCAAGUCACAGAUCGAAUGGAUGUCAGAUAAAUUAAUGAAAUCCUUUGAAGGGGCCAGGAAUAAUCCAUUUGGAUUCAAAUAUUUGCAGCUGUGUCAUACAUUGCCAGAAGUCCUCCGUAUUGCUGGCUCAAAAGUUGUUCUCUCAAGCUGCCCAGAUCUGGAGUGUGGAUUCGCCAGGGAUUUAUUUGCCUUAUGGUGUUCUGAUGCAAGAAACUCUAUCAUUCUAACCAGCCGGUCAGGACAAGGAACGCUGGGCCAGCGGCUACAUGAUCAGCGUAACUUGAAAUCUGUUACGCUCGAGCUUAAACAGCGAGUCAAACUAGAGGGUGCGGAAUUGGAAGAAUUCCGUAGAAAAGAACGCGAACAAAAUAUUUUAUCCGGGAUAAAAAUAAAAGAUCAGAUUGCGGCGGAGUCUAGUGAAUCUGAAGACGAAGUCAAGAAAGGCCGACAUGAUAUUGUUGUCCGGUCCGACGAUAAAACGACAGGAGCAGUGCAACACUUUUUUAAAAGUUCCAAGAAACAUCCUACCAUGUUCCCAUAUUUUGAAGACAAAAUCAAAUUCGACGAGUAUGGCGAAAUUAUCCGCCCGGAAGACUACGUCAUUGCCGAGUCGGAAGAUCACGAAAUGGCCGACUAUUCGGUUGAAAAGCCUAAAUGGGAAGAAGAGCCGGAAGCAGAGUGCCCUACCAAGUGCAUUUCUACCACAACGACCCUAGCAAUCAAUGCAAGCAUCAUGCAUAUUGAUUUCGAAGGACGAUCUGAUGGUGAAUCCAUUAUCAAACUGAUUGAAUCGAUGAAACCGAAACGAACCAUCGUCGUCAGGGGAUCAUCCGAAUCCUGUCAAGCACUGCAAAAUUUGUGUCUUUCAACGGGAUCAUCUGAUAAUAAAGCAUUUAUAGCACGAAAAGGGGAAACAAUAGAUGCAACUAUUGAAAGUCACAUCUACCAAGUGAGGUUGAAAGACUCUUUACUUUCUUCACUUUUAUUCGGUAAAGCCAAGGAUGCUGAAGUCGCUUGGAUUGAUGCAAGGCUAACUUAUCAACAGGCAGAGGAUUUGAGGGACUUGGACGAUAAAGAAAAUAAUUCGCUUCGUAAAGAACAAGCUCCGCUGUUAGAGCCUUUAGAACCUAAAGAUAUUCCUGGCCACGAAACAUCGUACAUCAACGAACUAAAAUUAUCGGACUUUAAACAAGUACUUGUGCGUAAUGGUAUCUCGUCCGAGUUUAUCGGUGGUGUUCUUUGGUGUUGUAACGGUAACGUUGCACUGCGUAGGAAUGAAUCGGGUAGAGUAACUCUCGAAGGCUGUAUAUCCGACGACUAUUAUCGCGUCAGAGAACUACUUUACGAACAAUACGCUAUUAUAUAGGGUAAUAAGGGUUACUUAUGUCUUUUUUAAAUAACAUCAGUACUGAUACGCAUCUUGAUGAAAGCUUCCAUCCAUCAUUACACCUGCACUCCUUUCUCUUGAAAUAAAAUAAAUCCGCAAUUUUGUGAUAAAGAAUGA
Molecule: messenger RNA, 2436 nt
Organism: Daphnia pulicaria
Lineage: Eukaryota; Metazoa; Arthropoda; Branchiopoda; Diplostraca; Daphniidae
Gene: CPSF2
Product: probable cleavage and polyadenylation specificity factor subunit 2
Exons: 10
Coding region: 94-2298 (734 amino acids)
Biological process (GO): mRNA 3'-end processing by stem-loop binding and cleavage
Cellular component (GO): mRNA cleavage and polyadenylation specificity factor complex
Molecular function (GO): RNA binding
Source: RefSeq, a predicted model, not a curated record